CGGCCCCGGCCCCUUUCGCUCGGCUUGAGGCUCCUGCUCUUCCGGGUGCGGCGAUGGCGGCGCAGUGAAGGGAGCGCGCGGCCCGGGCGGGGAGAUGCCUCCGGGCCCCGCCUGAGACAUGGAGGAGGAAGGCAAGAGGGGCAAGAAGCCUGGCAUAGUGUCCCCUUUCAAGCGUGUCUUCCUGAAAGGCGAAAAGGUGGGUCGGGACAAGAAGACCCAGGAGAAGGUGACAGAGAGGCGGCCGCUGCACACGGUCUCCGUCCCUUUGCCUGACCGGGUGGAUCCCGACAUCCUCUUGAAUGACUACAUCGAAAAGGAAGUGAAGUAUUUAGGUCAAUUAGCAUCUGUCCCAGGGUACCUGAAUCCCUCCAGCCGAACGGAAGUACUGCAUUUGAUAGACAAUGCAAAGAGGGCUCAUAAGCUUCCAGGGCAGCUGACGCAGGAACACGACGCUGUGAUCAGCCUCUCCGCCUACAAUGUCAAACUGGUGUGGCGGGAUGGCGAAGAUAUCAUACUCAGGGUCCCAAUCCAUGACAUCGCGUCGGUUUCCUACAUCCGCGACGACUCCUCGCACCUGGUGGUGUUGAAAACAGCUCAGGACCCCGGGAUUUCCCCCAACCAGAGUCUUUGUGCCGAAAGCUUGAAAGCUCUUACGUCAGGGUCUCUCUCGGAGAGCGGAGCGGUUCCUGUCGAAGCUUGUUGCCUGGUGGUCCUGGCUACAGAGAAUAAAGUAACCGCGGAGGAACUCUGCUCGCUUCUCAGCCAAGUCUUCCACAUUGUUUACACGGAGUCCACCAUCGACUUCCUCGACAGAGCAAUAUUCGACGGGGCCUCCACGCCAACGCGACACCUCUCCCUGCACAGCGAUGACUCUUCUACAAAAGUGGAUGUUAAAGAUUCCUACGAAACGGAAGCAAGCACUUUUUCUUUCCCCGAGUCCUUGGAGACCGGUGGCAACUCCCCUUCUUCCUUCUCGGCACAGCCAUCUCCCCACGCCAAGGCGGCCAGCGAGAGCGAGCUUAGCACCACCGCGACAGAGCUGCUCCAGGACUAUAUGAUGACGCUACGAACAAAACUCUCCUCUCACGAGAUCCAGCAGUUUGCCAUGCUUUUGCAUGAAUACCGUAACGGGGCAUCCAUACACGAGUUUUGCGUCAGUCUGCGACAGCUCUAUGGGGAUAGCCGGAAAUUCCUCCUGCUGGGCCUUAGACCAUUCAUCCCGGAGAAGGACAGCCAAUACUUUGAGAACUUCCUGGAGACGAUUGGCGUGAAGGACGGGCGAGGCAUCAUCACCGACAGCUUUGGGAGGUACCGGCGGACAGUGAGCACGACCUCGAACUCCACCACCAAUGGCAACGGAGCCGCGGGGAGCUCGGACGACCAGUCUGCACCCUCGGAGGGAGACGAGUGGGACCGCAUGAUCUCGGACAUCAGCAACGACAUCGAGGCUCUCGGGUGCAGCAUGGACCACGAUUCUUCCUGAAAGGGUCGGGGGGAGAGAGA
Molecule: messenger RNA, 1503 nt
Organism: Lacerta agilis (Sand lizard)
Lineage: Eukaryota; Metazoa; Chordata; Lepidosauria; Squamata; Lacertidae
Gene: CCM2
Product: CCM2 scaffold protein
Exons: 10
Coding region: 119-1483 (454 amino acids)
Biological process (GO): heart development; vasculogenesis
Source: RefSeq, a predicted model, not a curated record